GCCAGAAACCAAGAUGGCGCAGUACAUGGAUCCCUCUCCGGACGCCGCUGACUAUGAUGAGGUCCCGGAUCUGUCGGAUGGUGAUGAUGUCAUCUGGGAUGAUGAGGAUGAUGGGGGUGGUGGUAUGGAGGUCCGCUGUCUGUUCUGUGACAGGACUGACCCAUCACCAGAAGACACCUUCAGGCACUGCAAGUCCCAGCAUGGCUUUGACAUCCAGCAGGUUGUCUCCCAGCACUGUCUUGACUUCUAUGGAUUCAUCAAACUCAUCAACUUCAUCAGAUCUACAGGCUGCUCUGCCGAGAGUCUCUCUACCGUCACCGACACCAAACCCUGGGACAAGGAAGAAUUCUUCAAGCCGGUGAUCCCAGACGAUGGAUUACUUCAGUAUGAUUUUGAGGAUAUAGACUGUGAUGGAGACAGAUGCCCCGGCAAAAACACAGCGGGUGCCGAGCCGUCCGUCAACGAGCGGGUACAGCGGGCGGAGAGCCGGGUGCAGGAGAUGGAGGCCAACCUGGCAAACGUCCUUCAGGAGCUGAAUAAGAUGAGACAAGUUGCGCAGGAUUUCGUGAUGAACGCAGAUGUCAGCCGCGGUUCGUCUUCCGCCAUCACGGACCUGGACGAGGGCGAGGACGGCGCGUACUUCGGCUCCUACGGGCACUUCAGCAUACACGAGGAGAUGUUAAAGGACACAGUGCGGACAGAAAGUUACAGGAACUUCAUGUACCAGAAUCCUGAUGUAUUUAAGGACAAGGUCAUUCUUGAUGUCGGCUGCGGUACCGGAAUCCUCUCCAUGUUUGCGGCAAAGGCCGGAGCCAAGAAAGUGUACGGGGUGGAUCAGUCGGAGAUCAUCUACCAGGCGAUGGACAUCAUCCGCCUGAAUAAGUUAGAAGAUAGAAUAUCCCUGAUUAAAGGAAGAAUAGAAGAGAUUGACUUACCGGAGGAGAAAGUGGAUAUAAUCAUAUCGGAAUGGAUGGGUUACUUUCUGCUCUUCGAGUCGAUGCUGGACUCCGUUAUUUAUGCAAAGGACAAGUAUCUGAGAGCCGGAGGAGCAGUUUAUCCAGACCGAUGUAACAUCAGCAUUGUGGCGCUCUGUGACCCCGAGAAGCACACCGGAAAGAUGGCCUUUUGGGAUGAUGUCUAUGGGUUUAACAUGUCGUGUAUGAAGAAAGUCGUUCUACCAGAGGCCAUAGUGGAGGUUGUCAGCCCUGAUACUAUUAUCUCCGAUCCAUUCAUUAUAAAGGAUAUUAACUGUGUGACUACUACGGUGAAAGAUUUGGACUUUUGCUCAGAUUUCUCUCUGCGGGUAACAAGGGAUGGGACGUGCACGGCCGUAGCCGGAUAUUUUGAUAUGUUCUUCGAGAAGGAUUGUCACACACCAGUGACGUUCUCCACCGGCCCCAAAUGCCCCAGGACCCACUGGAAGCAGACGGUGCUCCUCCUGGAGAAGACGGUGCCGGUCAGUGCAGAUACAACAUUGGACGGGAAGAUAACGGUGCGGAAGAACAGGAAGGACCCCCGCUCGCUCAUCAUAACGCUUUCCAUAAAUGGCGUCACCCAGACCUACAUGCUGCAGUGACGGGCGGAGGCCUCGGCGGAUUUCCAGCACUUAUCACCUUAUUUUUUAUAUCCAUUGCAAUAAAAUCAUUACAAAAACUUUA
Hyla sarda is the source of this 1658-nucleotide messenger RNA. RefSeq names its product protein arginine methyltransferase 3 (gene PRMT3). Bases 14 to 1576 code for a protein of 520 amino acids. Gene Ontology annotation, cellular component: nucleus. The transcript has 16 exons. Gene Ontology annotation, biological process: peptidyl-arginine methylation. The record is from RefSeq and is a predicted model, not a curated record. Lineage: Eukaryota; Metazoa; Chordata; Amphibia; Anura; Hylidae. Gene Ontology annotation, molecular function: protein-arginine N-methyltransferase activity.